Sardina pilchardus (European sardine) is the source of this 1401-nucleotide messenger RNA. RefSeq names its product adenosine kinase a (gene adka). The record is from RefSeq and is a predicted model, not a curated record. Gene Ontology annotation, biological process: purine ribonucleoside salvage; purine nucleobase metabolic process. Gene Ontology annotation, molecular function: adenosine kinase activity. Gene Ontology annotation, cellular component: cytosol; nucleus. The coding region runs from base 60 to 1193 and encodes 377 amino acids. NCBI's taxonomy places the organism in Eukaryota, Metazoa, Chordata, Actinopteri, Clupeiformes, Clupeidae. The transcript is spliced from 11 exons.
ACAACUCGUCUCCGAUAUUCCUUAUCUGUCUCAAGGUGGUCAGUAAGCGUGCUUCAACGAUGACUUCAGAAGAACCCAAAGCAAAGAGAGCCAAACUCGAAGAGAAGAAGGAGCAGGAGCAGGAGCACGAGAAGGAGAACGAGACUAAGUCCGUGGGAAAGAAACUUAGCCAGAAUGCCCUCUUCGGAAUGGGGAAUCCCCUGCUGGACAUCUCCGCCGUGGUGGACAAGGACUUCCUGGAAAAGUAUGGGCUGAAGCCUAAUGACCAGAUCCUGGCUGAAGACAAACACAAAGCCAUGUUUGAGGAGAUUGUGAAGAAGUUUAAGGUGGAGUACCAUGCUGGAGGUUCCACCCAGAACACAGUGAAAGUAGCCCAGUGGAUGAUCCAGAAGCCGCAUAAGGUGGCGACGUUCUUCGGCUGCAUCGGGAAGGACAAGUUCGGGGAGAUCCUGAAGCAGAAGGCCGAGGAGUCGCACGUGGACGCUCACUACUUUGAACAGAGCGAAGAACCCACCGGCACCUGUGCAGCCUGCAUCACAGGAGACAACAGGUCGCUGGUUGCUAACCUGGCUGCUGCUAACUGUUACAAGAAGGACAAGCAUCUGGACCUGCAGGAAAACUGGACACUAGUGGAGAAGGCAAAGGUCUUCUACAUCGCUGGCUUCUUCCUGACGGUGUCUCUGGAGUCCAUCCUGAAGGUGGCUCGCCACGCUGCGGAGCACAACAAGAUCUUCUGCCUGAACCUCUCGGCACCCUUCAUCUGCCAGUUCUUCAAGGAUGCUCUCAUGCAGGUCAUGCCCUACGUAGACAUCCUCUUCGGGAACGAGACGGAGGCUGCCAUGUUUGCACAAGAGCAGGGAUUUGAGAGUAAGGACAUUGAGGAGAUUGCCCAGAAGACCCAGGCUCUGCCCAAAGACAACAAGAAGAGGCAACGCAUUGUGGUCUUCACUCAGGGCAAGGACGGCACAGUCAUGACCAAAGGUGGGAAAGUGGAGAUGUUUUCUGUGCUGGAGAUUGACCAGAGUAAGAUUGUCGACACCAACGGGGCCGGAGACGCUUUUGUUGGAGGUUUCCUGUCCGAGCUGGUUCAAGAGAAGACUCUGGAGGAGUGUGUGUGUGCGGGUCACUAUGCCGCUAACGUCAUCAUUCGCCACGCGGGCUGCACCUUCCCCGAGAAACCCAACUUCCCUUGAUCACCACACGGACACACCCACUCCCACCCCCCACCUGCAUGGAGAGAAGAGCCAAGAUGGCCACCUGAUGAAGAGCCAAGAUGGCCACCUGACGGCUCCACUGCAGAACAGACGCCUUCCCUCUCCUCCAGCACUGCCUUCUCUAGACAUCCCCCUCUCCUCUAUAGUCCCCCCCUCUCCUCUAUAGCCCCCCCCUCUCCUCUAUAGU